Molecule: messenger RNA, 3606 nt
Organism: Penicillium pulvis
Lineage: Eukaryota; Fungi; Ascomycota; Eurotiomycetes; Eurotiales; Aspergillaceae
Product: Nonribosomal peptide synthetases (NRPS)
Exons: 2
Coding region: 1-3606 (1201 amino acids)
Biological process (GO): fatty acid metabolic process
Molecular function (GO): medium-chain fatty acid-CoA ligase activity
Source: RefSeq, a predicted model, not a curated record
AUGGGUUCGAUCUCAGAGCCACUGCCACAGUUGGCCGAAACAUGGGACCUUACUCAAAAAGCGCCCACCAAGAACCUCAGCGCUCUUUUGCUUGAAGUGGCUGAGAAGUACCCAGGUCACACCGCAUUAAAGUGUCUUCGGCAGCAAACACCCACAUCUGCUGAUAGCCCAUCCUGGACUUUCGAUCAGUUGAACAAGGAAAGUCUCAAGCUUGCAAGCCUCCUCUCUUCAAAGGGGGUCAGAUCCGGCAGCUAUGUUGUGGCAAUUCUUCUCAACGAGUUCGAAUGGGCACUUUUCUUCUGGGCCACUGCUCAUUUGGGUUGUCAGUUCGUCGCUCUAGAUCCCCGAGCCUUCUCUCGUCAAGAAGAUGCCAGAUUUCUGUUGGCAAAGACUCCAGCAAGUGCAAUUGUUGCCUCCAACAAGACCUUAGCAUCCAUUGCCGCGGACGCUCUUUCACACCACAAUGUGAAUCCUGUCGUUCGCUGUAUUACUGGUCAGCCCGAAGAUAUGGCCCUUCCUUCUGGAUGGGAGGCUCUAGAAGAUUUGCUGCAGUCACCAAUGAGUGAUUUUGUACCAAAAUCCUUGGGCAGUCCGAAUGAUCCUGCUAUCGUCUUCUUCACCAGUGGUACAAGCGGAUCUCCCAAAGCCUGUCCACAAACCUCUGUCAACAUAGCCUCAGCUGGUCUUGGGUUCGCAAAGAGACUAGAGCUCAACUCGAGUCACACUGUUUGCCAGCAUUUACCGAGCUUCCAUGUCUUCAGUGUGGCUAUGACCAUGGCAGUCUGGCUGGUGGGAGGAAGUAUUGUUUUCCCCAGCCCCACUUUCGAUCCAAACAGCAGUAUAGUGGCGGUUGAACAAGGUCAGAACGUGGUUCUUCCUUGUGUGCCAUUGAUGCUCAAGGCGAUUGUGAAUGUGAAACCCGCAUCAACGCAAUUCAAGUCCCUGGACUCGGUCAUUCUAGGCGGUGCGCCGAUCUUCCCAGAGGCUCUGGAGAUGAGCAAGUCGCUGGGACCCAAGAGAGUUAUCCCAGGAUUCGGGAUGACUGAAGGUGUCAUUACGCUUCUCAAUGUGAUGGAAGCGGGCAAAGCUCGUCCAUCAAUUACUGGGGAAGUUUCUAUUGGAACUGUCGCUUCGGGCUCUUGUAUUCGCAUUUGCGCUCCGGGUACUCGUCAAAUUCUACGACGCGGAGAGAUUGGCGAACUUCACCAAGGAGGCCUCCCCGUGUUUGGUGGCUAUCUUGGUCUUGAUGAUGAGUCGGCUUAUCAAGAAGAUGGUGUCAAUUUCCUGGCCAGUGGAGACCAGGCAUAUAUGGAUGAUCUGGGUAAUAUCUACAUGAUGGGAAGAUACAAGGAUAUUAUCAUUCGUGGUGGUGAGAACAUCUCGCCUGCAAAAAUUGAGAAUUGGUUACAAGAAAAGAGAGGGAUUUCGGCUCAAGUGGUAGGAAUUCCUGAUGAUUUAGCCGGAGAGGUCCCAGUUGCCAUCGUACAGAACUUCACAACAACCAAGGCUUCCCUCGAGGAGCUGCAUGCAACUAUUGUUUCGGAACUCGGUGCUGGAUUUGCGCCCUCCAUGCUCCUGCACCUCCAAAGCGAUCUUGGUCAAGAAUCAUUUCCCACCACUGCUUCGGGAAAGAUCCAAAAAGCCAUAGUCCGACAGUGGACUUUGAAUUAUAUGAAGAACUCCAAGCCGGCUGAGCUGAGUUCCGGUAACGGCACCGUCGAAUCCCAACUGGCGGUCUUCUGGGCCACUUUGUCCGGCCGAAGUGAAACUUCCAUCCAAUACGAUGUUUCUGUGCAUACCUUUGCGGAUAGCAUGAUGCUGAUUCAGUUCUGCUCGCUGGUUGCUGAUAAGAUGCGAAAGAAACUCACCGUCAGGGAGGUUUUCGAUGCAAAGACGAUCAAUUGCCAAGCGGAAAUUCUGAGAGGAAGACCGGAGAUGAACGUCACCAAUAAUAUCAUCAAGGCCCAAGGCCAUUCAGAGGAAACCCUUCUUCCCAUCCUGCAACACUCCCAGGCUGGUCAAAACCGGUUGGCAUCUAUCAAAGAGCAUACAACAGCGCAACUGACCGCCAUGGGCGUACAGUGGAGCGAUGUUGAAGAUGUUCUUCCUAUGACUGACAGCAUGACCGUAAUGUCCCGAGGAGCGCGACUGAAUUCUUACAAUCAUCGGCAUUCCCUCGUGGUUAACUCGACUAAUAUUCCUGAUUUGCGACGCGUCCUUCGAACAUGGCUCGGGCGUCAUCCUCUCCUCCGUUCGACUGUUGGCACCGAUGGAUCGGAAGUCGAUUUCCACUUGAUCAUGUCGCCUACAGAUGCGUGGUUCCAUAAUCAGCUCUUGGAUGGCGAAAUGAUUGACCGCGCUGAAGAUCUUACGACUUACAGAAUGAAUGAUCGAGAAUGGGACUAUGUUUGUCCCACAGGGCCCAUGACCAAGGCUACUCUUUUCCCCAUUCGAGAUUCUUCCGAUGUUGGAAUCGUAUUCCAUUUCCAUCAUGCUAUCUUUGACGGAUUAAUUCUCAAACGGUGGUACCUCGAUUUGGAGUAUCUUUUGAGUGGUCAAACAUCUCCUCUCAGCUUCUGCCCAUACCAAGAAUUUACCGGUGCAUUCUAUCUCAAUCGUCAUGGGCCUUCGGCAGAAGAGGGUGUCGAUUUCCAUGUUCAAAGAUUACGGGGUAUUAGCUCCAGCAGCCAAAACUUAUGGCCUGUGCAAAGAGCUCCCAUGUGGAUGAAGGGUAACGACUGGGACUGGAAACAUGAGAAUGGUGAAAUGGGCAGACCUGGGGAGCGAGUCUUGCUCGACGGCGAUGAAGCAAUCGGGACUUGCGGAAUGAAUAGAUCAACCCCCGUGCCAAACAUGCGGAAACUACGAGAGGAAUUCUCCAUAGCACCACCUAUCAUCGCCAAAGCGGCAUGUGCUCUGUUCAACUUGCAUACCAUGAACUGCGACGAGGCCGUCUUUGCCAGCGUUGAAUCGGGUCGCUCAUGGCCGUUCAUAGACGCCGAGAGCGAGCCUAACUCCAAUCCGUUGACUAUUGACGGCCCCACUAUGAACGAGACUAUUAAUCGCAUCCGGGUUGCUCCCGGAGAGACAGUGCACCAGUUCCUGGAUCGUCUACAGGAGGAUCAACUCUUAAUUGACAUGUACUCGCACGCACCUGUGGCAUCUAUUCAUGAACGUCUCGCCGUGUCAGAUGUUAUCGUGGAUGGCGAAGGAAAAGGCCAGCUCAGCGAUGGUUCUGCCGACGCCAAAACUUUCCUAAGCUGCCUACCACGUCAGAUCUUCGAUUGGCUUCCUCCUGUGCGACCACUUGAGCAGGCAGGAAAUAUCGAGCCGCGCGUGCGAGCUCUCGAGAUCCUUGGUCGUACUGAUCUAGGGAUUGUGUGGUUUCCCUCUUUGAUUGAUGAUAAUGUUCUGAAUCUUGACGCAACCUGGGAUGAUGCUCAACUCCGAUCUAGUGAGGUUUAUAAAGCGAUGUCGGAAUUUAUGUACGCUAUUGUGUGGUUGUCGGACCCAUCGAACCUGAAUCGGCCCGUUGUGGAGUGCGAGUUUGAUAUCCCUGGAUAUGAUAUUACUGAUAUCGAACCAUGGGGGAAUCGUCAUCGAUAA